Messenger RNA from Saxophila tyrrhenica, 1347 nucleotides. RefSeq lists its product as uncharacterized. Bases 1 to 1347 code for a protein of 448 amino acids. NCBI's taxonomy places the organism in Eukaryota, Fungi, Ascomycota, Dothideomycetes, Mycosphaerellales, Extremaceae. The record is from RefSeq and is a predicted model, not a curated record. The transcript has a single exon.
AUGAGACAUACCAAGCGACCUCGAAGGCCUUCCCGAAAGAUUCGUUCUCCCCUUCGAGCCAGACAACAUGCUGCGCCAACACCACAUCCUCCCGUCCUCUACCACCCGCCAGUAUCCUCGCAAGACCUGCUCUGCGCGGCAGCAAUUGACCACUUGGAGAGUCUCAGCCUAACCGAGUCCUGGUUCUCGACCCUACCAUCCCACAUCGGACACUCGCCCACUCUGGAUGCCGCCACGCGCGCCUUCAUCAGCGCUAACCGCUUCUUGCUGAACAGCCGCGACGCCUCUCUAGCCGUAUGCCUGCGCGACUACGUCCGCGCGAUCGAGAGCCAGCGAAACCUCACCUCAAGCCCAACCGGCCGGCUCUCAGACGAGGCGCUCUUAUCCUGCGCUCUGCUCGGCCACUUUGAGCGCACCAUGGGGCAGAGAUCCGGACCCGGUGCGCGGACGCAGACGAUGCAGCAGACGCUCAUGCACUUGUCCGCGAUGCAGAAGAUGCUGCUGUCCCGUCUGAACUCUUUCAAGACUCACGAGCUGGAUUACAGGCUCGUGUCUGGCCACUACAUGCUCCUGCUCGAAGCACCCAUAGCCACCGGCAAACCCUCCGCGUUCGAGCGCCUGGCAAAUCCCGACCCACGAACCAUAGCAAAAGAAGCCAACGUCUCCGCCGCAACACGCCUCCGUCGCCUAGCGUUCGAGCUCAUGCUACACACCCCCCGCCUCAUCGCCGACGUCCGCGCAGCCAAAGCCGGCCUCAUGUCAGACACGGAGCUCCAACGACUCCACCAACGAGCCCAGUCCCUCCUCUCCCUCAAAGACGACGCCUCGGAAACCACACUGCUCCACCGCGUCUCCGUCCGCCCGAGCAACGCCGACGCCACCGGCCUGACGCCCUUUUCCUUCGUCUUCCCCACCCUCGUCGACUUCGACGCCGGCUUCAACUACUGGCACGCUCGCAUCCUCGUCCUUCGCGCGUGCUGGCUGCUCGACAUCCCCUCUGCGAGGGCGUCCAUGCUCGCCGAAGGCCGGCGCGCCGCGACCAACAUCCUCAUGUCCUGGCAAGCGGGCUGCUCGCUCUUCCACCGCAUUCGCCUGCUGCACGCUGCGGUGCCGGUGUGGGGGAGUAUAUCGGAUUUCGGCGUCAAGGUCUGUGAGACGAUUGAUGUGCGGCAGCGGCUUCUGGAGAGGGUGAAUAACCUGUACCGCGGGAUUGUGGGGGAGACGGACAUGGAGAGGUUGGAUAUGAUGUCGGGGGUUUAUGCAGGGGAGCCUUUGCAGGGGCCGGUGGUGGGACUGUAUCGGCAGUUCUGGGCGGUGGAUGAGGGAGUUCGCAGAGAAGAGGGUUGA